This is a messenger RNA of Epinephelus fuscoguttatus (brown-marbled grouper), 4696 nucleotides long. RefSeq names its product family with sequence similarity 13 member A (gene fam13a). The transcript has 26 exons. Bases 226 to 3534 code for a protein of 1102 amino acids. The record is from RefSeq and is a predicted model, not a curated record. Gene Ontology annotation, biological process: signal transduction. Lineage: Eukaryota; Metazoa; Chordata; Actinopteri; Perciformes; Serranidae.
ACAGCUCACAGUGCGCCGGUUCUGACAGCACUUCUUCUCUACACCCUCUCUUCCUGUGCUGUGUUUUUGGAGUAUUUGGAUGGCACAUUUUAAGAUGAGAGGGAUUCCCACCUCUGGGAAAAGUCCAAGAGUUUGUCCUGGAACAGAGUGAGGAGAGGAGGAGGGAAGAUAGCAGCAGAUUUUCCCCCUCAUCUUUGCCUCCGCAGGCGUUUCUUGUGUGGAAGAAUGGGGGCAGGAGCUCUGACCAUCUGUCAUGACAAGACAGCGGUGCAGGUUAAAGAAGACAUGAAGAGGAUGGUCCAGAUACCCAUACUGCGACCCAGGACAGUGACAGCCAAGCACACCAAAGUGUUUGGAGUGUCCCUGUUAGAGCUGCACCAGAGGGGCCUGGUGGAGGGCGGUGUGCCCCUGGUGAUGCGCAGGAUGGUGGAGCAUCUAUGCAAGCAUGCCUUGCAUCAGAAGGGUCUGUUCAGAGUGAAUGGCAAUGUGCGUGCUGUGGAGACCCUUAAACAGCGGCUGGAGAGUGGAGAGGACGUGGACAUUCUUUCUGAAUCUGAUUGGUGUACAGUAGCCAGCUUGCUCAAACGGUAUCUCAGGGACCUGCCAGUGGGUCUGGUAGACUCAUCUGUCCAACAGGCACUGAUACAGCACCACCAAGAGUGUGGUGAUGAUGUCUCUUGGUCAGAUAUGAGAGACGUACUUCAGCAGCUUCCAGACGUACACUACAGCCUCCUCCGCUACCUCUGCCACUUCCUCACCCUUGUGGAGUGCAACAAUAAGGAAAACCGUAUGACUGCCUUCAACCUCGCCACCGUGUUUGGACCUACUGUCUUCCACGUGGCUCCUGGUUUCGAAGCAAUGAAGGACCAGAAUAUCUGUAACAAGAUCAUGGUCAAGCUCAUCCAGAACUACAGCAACAUAUUUGAGACCGCCACAGAUGGAGGAGGCUGCGCAGAAGAACUGUCGACCCUUAUUACUGUCAAGUCUCAGGAGGCACACGUGACAGAUGCAGACACAAAGAGGUCACCCAGCCACCUCAAUGCAGACACACAAACACCGGCUUCUCCAACAAAGGCUGGACAAGAAACCCCACCACCAAAUGCAGAGAUUCUGAACAAAUCCUCCACCAACACUCCAAAGGCGAGGCAAAGGAAAAAGAAGGUGAAGAAAGGGAAGAGUGACGGGAUGACUCAAGUCAUCCCUCAGCCCAGCCACUGUGCUGGGCUGCCCCGUGCAAGGUCCCACACCAUACCAAUAAUUUUGCCGCUGACCUCAGAGCUUAGAAGUCCCAGUCCAGAGCCGAUGGAGACAGCUCACCAAGACACCGCAGAUGCUGCUUCACCACUCAGCGAGUGCGACAUUAGCCCCUCUGGCAGCAUGGAUGCCAUCAGCAGCUCUCAAGAUGAAGAGAGGCCGAUAUCUCCUUUCUACAUGAGUAACCACCUCUCCCCUGUCCACUGCACACCAGAUGUGGUAAAUUUUCUGGACAGGACGAUUCGCUCAACAGUGGAGCAGCACCUCUUCGAUGGAAACUCUGUAGGGGAUCAGAGUUCAGAAGACUCUGAGUUAACCCCAGGACCACAAUCUCCAAGGGUUACGCCAACUGCCCGACAGAGACGUCGACACCAGAGAGAGCAACAGGAGGAGGGGCUGAGACAGAAAGAAAGAAACAGAGCUGCAUCGGUCCAAGCAGACACCAACAAGGAGAACAUCCCGUCGAGCGGUGGGAGCAGUGCAGGCAGCGUAGGGGAGAACACGGGCAGCAGCGUGGACUCGCAGGGAGGCCAGAGUGGUCACGCUGAGCGCACCCCCAAGCCCAGGAAGUCGAAACACAGCCCAACACUGGUGCAGCUCACCGACAACCAGGACGCCCACACGUUUAAGGAGUGUGUUGGUGAGAAACCUGGAGUCAACCACAUGGACGCAUUUCAGAAAGGGAACGAUAUUUCAAGAAAAGACGACCUUCCUUCUCCUUCACAGACGUCAAGGAUGAAGAUCCAGGAGUCGCCUGUCACUUGUGACACGGGAAGGAUCGGCGGUGGUGACGUGCGAGGCUCUGACCCGGAUCACGAGAGCUGUGAGGACGUGCCCCGGCUGGACCUGACAGCACUUACUGAGGAAAACAACUGGGGAGAUUCUCCCUUCAUUAGCACUCCUUUCCUUGAUUUCAAAAGUAUUUUCCAUUCCAGUUGUUGUGAUGAACCGGUCCCAGCCUUCUCGCCACUACAGAGGGAGAGCAUGGACCGCGAGGAAGCUCGACUGUCCCCUCACGCUGGGGGACGUCUGAUCCGCCAGCUUCUGGAGGAGGACAGUGACCCGAUGCUCUCCCCUCGCUUCUACGCCUAUGGACAGUGCCAGCAGUAUCUGGACGACACUGAAGUGCCUCCCUCGCCACCAAACGCACACUCAUUUGUCAGUCGCAGACGGAGUUCGUCUCUUGGCUCCUGUGACGAUGAGAAGGAGGAGCUGACGUCGGCCCAGAUCACAAAGAGGAUCCACGUACUGAGGAAAAAGAUUCACAGGUUCGAGGAGAGGUUUGAAGAGGAACGUAAAUACAGGCCAUCCCAUAGUGAUAAAGCUGGAAACCCAGAGGUGCUGAGAUGGGUUAACGAACUGGCCAAGCUUCGUAAGGAGCUAAAAGAAAGCAAACUGAUGAAGUCUGAAGAGGAUCUGCCACCUCUGACCCGCCAGCGCAGCAACACACUGCCCAAAAGUUUCGGCUCUCAGCUGGAGAAGAAACCCCCACAGGAGAAAGUGGCGAAGCCUCCGGUGGAGAGCAGCCUGGAGACGAUUCUGAAGAGGCUGCAGGAGAAGAGGGAGGAGGUGAACCGCCCUGAGGACAUCAAGGAUAUGACACGGGAGCAGAUUGGAGCAGAGAAAGUGGCCCUGCAGAAAGCCCUCCUCUACUACGAGAGCAUACACGGUCGACCAGUCACCAAGAAUGAGAGGCAAAUCAUGAAGCCCCUGUAUGACAGAUAUCGCCUGGUGAAGCAGAUUCUGUGCAGAGCCUCCACCAUCCCCGUCAUUGGCUCUCCCUCCAGCAAGCGCAGAGGUCCACUCCUUCAGCCCAUUAUCGAGGGCGAAACCGCACUCUUCUUCGAUGACAUCAAGGAGGAAGAGGAUGGCUCAGAGGAUGACGGGGACUCAAAGACACAGUUCACCGUAACCGUCCGGCCUGACCUCAGUGUGCUCGGCUUCCUGGACCACAUGGAGGAGGACGCGGACGGUUUCAUUUCACCUGUGGAUGAACUUUCACCCUCUAAGCAUGUGACGGACAUGAGGCUGUCCAACCUGCACUCCGCCACUAUGGAGGAACUCGUGGAGCAACUCCAAGAGGCCCGGGAGGAGAAGAAGCGACUUCGCAAAGCUCUGAAAGAGUUUGAGGAUCAGUUCUUCAGACAGAACGGAAGAAACGUGCAGAAGGAGGACCGCUCCCCGCUGGCAGUCGAGUACAACGAAUACAAGCACAUUAAAGCCAAACUGCGGCUGCUGGAAGUCCUCAUCAGCAAAAGAGACUCCACUAAGUUCAUCUGAGACAAAAAUGAAAGACUCUAAGAGGACUUUGGAGAUUGAGUCGAACACAUCUCACCCUGUUUGAGAGAAGAUAUGAUUUUCUUUCUCGUUGCCAUCUGUGCCGCUCUUGUAUCUGGCUCGGGGGUAAACUGUUCACCUGGUAAUCUGUUGAGCUCAGUGGGGUUUUUCCUCUGGAGCCCGCAGAGAGCCGGCGACCCACGACUGAUUCAGAGCGACACAAAGUCACCUGCUUCACCUUGAGAAGUUCGCUUUCAACAAUAACCUCACCUUCAUGAGAGGACGUUUCUCCAGACACCCACAAAUAACCUGAAUCACACUUUUAUUGCUAAUAAUUUAUUUCUAUCCUUUUGAAUGUUUUUAUCAGAGAAGUUAUUUUUCUCACACUUUACUGUAGAAGAAGUCUUAAAAAACUGUGUAAGUAAAAUAACAGAUAUGAAAUUAUUGCUAUUUUUAAAGAAGGAUUUUUGCGAUCAAGAAGUGUGUAUUUUUGUAAGGGAGACGUUAAUAUUUGUAUAACUCCAAUCAGCUUAACAGUAUUCACUAAUUGAAUAGCUUUCUCUAUUUCAGUUCUGACCAUCAUAAUAUCUGAGAUAAUCUUUUGUUGCUUCCCUAGAAGUUGAAUCGAGUAUUUUCUCACUAAAAGAAAUGGUUUAAAAUAUUAACACAACCCAAAGACAGUGACUCAGAGUACAACCUAUGAACCAAAAUAACUCAUUUUCAGUAAAACAGCUUAUUUUUGUGAUCACUGGUACUUAAGCAUUUGACUGUUUUUUGUGCAUUGACGUGCUUUUUUCCCAUUUCCUUACUGUCAAAAUAAGCUAUUUCUCGUCUUGAAAUCACUGGUAUGUUUCUGCUCACACUGAUAAACAUUGACAGACGUUUGUGAGAUGACUCCUGCAGGGCGGCCUGUGUUUCCUUCUCGUCCUCUCCGGAGCUCGUUUGGUUCUUUUGUAAAUAUGGAUUACUUAUGUAUGUUUACAUUUCUGUGAGCGAGUACAUUUUUCCUUCCUUUCUCCAAAAUGGAUGAUUUAUCAGUGUGAAUUUCGUUUUUACUGAAUGUAAACACUGGCGAGGCUUAAUGAAUUUUGAGUGUGUACAUUUUAGUACAUAAAUUGUAUUUGUAUUUUGUAUAUAAUAUGAAUGAAAUCAUAUUUUUACUGAG